Messenger RNA from Daucus carota subsp. sativus, 1803 nucleotides. RefSeq names its product glycine-rich cell wall structural protein-like. The transcript has a single exon. Lineage: Eukaryota; Viridiplantae; Streptophyta; Magnoliopsida; Apiales; Apiaceae. The record is from RefSeq and is a predicted model, not a curated record. Bases 1 to 1803 code for a protein of 600 amino acids.
AUGGCAAGAAAAAGAUGGGCAUUUUUAGUUGUUCUAUGGAUGACUUUACAGAUUAGCCUAGCUGAUACACGCAAACGGGGGAUUUCUAUACUACUUUCCAUACCUUUUUCAAGUUCUUAUGAUAACACUAAGCAAAAUAAUGGAAGAGAGGGACAUAGUGUUCCACCUCUAUCCCCUAAGGCUGAGCAUGCAGUGACAGUUCAUGAAGAAUAUGCAUAUAGCUUAUCUCAUCCACCUGAUGAGAUGGCUGCAGUGAAGUUGGGUAGUUGCAAUGUUGGUUGUGGUUAUGAAGUUGGUUGGGGAGGGGAAUUUGGGGGUAGAGGCCGAGGUGGAUAUUGGGGUGGAGGCGGCAGAGGCGGAGGCGGGGGCGGCGGUGGGGGUGGGGGUGGGGGUGGGGGUGGGGGUGGGGGGGGAGGUGCGGGUGGAUUUGGAGGUGGGGGUGGAGGUGGAGGCGGAGGGGGAGGCGGGGGAGGUGGAUUUGGGGGUGGCGGUGGAGGCGGCGGAGGAGGUGCGGGUGGAUUUGGGGUUGGGGGCGGGGGCUGGGGCGGCGGCGGAGGUGGAGGCGGUGGAGGAGGUGCGGGUGGAUUUGGGGGUGGCGGCGGAGGUGGGGGUGGAGGAGGUGCAGGUGGAUUUGGGGGCGGGGGCGGGGGCGGGGGCGGGGGUGGCGGGGGAGGUAAAUUUGGGGGUGGAGGAGGUGGCGGCGGCGGAGGUGGAGGAGGUGGCGGCGAAGGUGGAUUUGGAGGUGCAAGCAGUGUGGGAGGUGGACUCGGUGGAGGAGGUGUAGGCGGCGGAGGUGGGGGUGGAGGCGGUGGAGGAGGUGCGGGUGGAUUUGGGGGCGGAGGUGGUGGAGGAGGUGCAGGUGGAUUUGGGGGCGGGGGCGGAGGCGGCGAGGGAGGUGGAUUUGGGGGUGGACGAGGUGGCGGCGGCGGAGGUGGAGGAAGUGGCGGCGAAGGUGGAUUUGGAGGUGCAAGCACUGUUGGAGGUGGAUUUGGGGGUGGCGCAGAUGGCGGCGGCGGAGGUGGCGGCAACAGCGACGGUGGAGGAGGUGGCGGCGAAGGUGGAUUUGGAGGUGCAAGCAGUGUGGGAGGUGGACUCAGUGGAGGAGGUGGCGAAGGCGGAUUUGGAGGUGUAGGCGGCGGAGGUGGGGGUGGAGGCGGUGGAGGAGGUGCGGGUGGAUUUGGGGGGGGCGGCGGAGGUGGGGGUGGAGGCGGUGCGGGUGGAUUUGGGGGCGGAGGUGGAGGUGGAGGUGGCGGCGGCGAAGGUGAAUUUGGGGGUGGAGGAGGUGGCGGCGAAGGUGGAUUUGGAGGUGCAAGCAGUGUAGGAGGUGGAUUUGGGGGUGGAGGAGAUGGCGGUGGCCGAGGUGGUGAAGGCGGAUUUGGAGGUGUAGGCGGCGUGGAAGGUGGAUUUCGUGGUAGCAGUGAGGGAGGUGGAGUCGGAGGCGGAGACGGCGGUGGAGGUGGACUUGGUGGCGGCGGCGGCGGUGGACUUGGGGGUGGUGGAGGCGGCCGCGGAGGGGGAGGUGGAGUUGGGAGUGACGGCGGCGGCAGUGGGAGCGGGGGAGGCGGAUUUAGUGGUGGCGGCGGCGCAAGAGGAGCUGGCGGAGGAGGUGGGGGUGUUAUUCCACCAACUAAUAAGUUCCCAUUUCCCAUGUUCCCAAGGUUUCCCUUUUAUUGGUGGUGGAAACCACCACCUCCAAAAAUCAAUUCUCCUCCAGGAUAUGCUAAUUUGGUUGAAGAUACACAUACUAUCAAGGAUGCUUCUCACAGAAUAAGAACAAAUGCACUACCUUCCCAUAAACCAUAA